ACAAAGAACGAGUUGUAAGAGUAAGUGAUCUUGAUGACGAUGACGAAAAAGAAAAAGUUGAAAAUAAGUUUAAGGAAGAAGAAUUGGAGAAACAAUUGUAUGUGAUUUUGGAGUUUAAUGAUAAAAGAGGGAAUGACGAGAUUAUGAUAGAAAAAGAAAAGGAUAUUGAACAAUCAAAUAAAGAAAUAGUAUUCUAUAGUAGAGGACCUGCCGCAGAUCUUAUUUCGACACAAGAAGAAGAUAAUUGGAUUAUAUCAGAUUUAUUUGAUUAUUAUUAUGAAAAAGGAAGCCGGGCUAUAGUUGAUUAUAAGAUUGAAGAUUUAAAGAAAAAUCAGAACAAGCAGAUA
Racocetra persica is the source of this 347-nucleotide messenger RNA. The record is from the annotation of a GenBank genome assembly. Lineage: Eukaryota; Fungi; Glomeromycota; Glomeromycetes; Diversisporales; Gigasporaceae.